Molecule: messenger RNA, 1799 nt
Organism: Drosophila willistoni
Lineage: Eukaryota; Metazoa; Arthropoda; Insecta; Diptera; Drosophilidae
Product: thioredoxin-T
Exons: 2
Coding region: 72-596 (174 amino acids)
Molecular function (GO): protein-disulfide reductase activity
Source: RefSeq, a predicted model, not a curated record
CCACAAUCCAGACAUGUUUCACAUUUUAACUCGAGCUGUAGUCGAGAACACAUCUCGUGUUUGGCGUCGUCAUGGUUUAUCUGGUGCAGAGCAAGGAGGACCUUGACCAGCAGCUAUCUGAUGCCGGCGAAAAGCUGAUUGUCAUAGAUUUCUAUGCCAAUUGGUGUGGACCCUGCAAGAUAAUUGCACCGAAACUGGAGGAGCUGGCCCAGCAGUAUGCCGAACGUGCCGUUGUCCUGAAGGUGAAUGUGGAUGACAAUGAGGAGAUUACUGUCGAAUACAAUAUAACCAGUAUGCCGACAUUUGUCUUCAUCAAGAACGGAGAAGUCCUGGAGCUAUUUGUGGGCGGAAAUUCUGACAAGUUGGCGAAAUCGAUGGAGAAAUAUGUCGGUGAUGACGGCGAGCACCUGCAGCAACAACGGCAUCAACAACUCCAGCAGACCAGUCGGACGUCAGAGAGCGAAGCUGCCAUUUCAUCGGCAUCGGGUUCAGGUUCCGGAGCAUGCUUGUCGCACGAAUUGGAUGAACCUGACCGUGAGCCAGCGGCAAUGAACGUCCAGGAGGUCCUUGAGAAGGAGCGAGUACUGGAGAAUUAGUCGGCCCAUUUGGAAAACAAUCAAAAUUACCACCAGCUCGUGGAGUAUUAAAUCGUUAAUCGGUUUGCAGUUUAAAAAAAAUUAUGAAUUACACGUGUUCAAGUUGGGAAACUACACACAAUUUCGGAAGGAUGCCUCUGGAAUCUCAAACAUACCACCCCGCGUUCAGGAGUUCUUUUUGAAAUAUUCGAAAAGGAUCUAUUUACACAAUUUUUGAAGGAUGCCUCUGAUGCACACAAAGAAUUUAUAAACCUAUUUUGAAGUUCUAUCAAAUUUUGAGUUACUAGUUGCCUCAGUUGUCUGAAACAAGGACAUUUUUCAAGUUUAUUUCGGAGUUCUACAAGUUACCAAAAUUUGAAUGUUCAAAAAGGAAAUCUCCUACAAGUUUCUUGGAUGCCUCAGAUAUCUGGAAUAUACAUACAAUUUUUGGGAGUUACUACCAGUUGCUGAAUUUGUAUAAUUGGUUUUCGAGUUAUAAUGAAUUUUCAAGUUGAAAUUGAUUGUUACCAAAUUUGAAUGUUCAGAUUGUUAAUACUAGUUCAAGGAUGCCCUCGGACGUCUGGAUUAGAUGCACAAUCUGCGAGAGUUAAUCCUAGUUAAUGAAUUUAUAACCACAUUUUGGAGUUUAUAUUUUUGAAGUUCUAUCAAUUCACCAAAUGUUGAUGCCUCUGAUGUGUCCCUUUCCAUAAUCGAAGGAUGCCUCAAGUCUCUGUACCACAUACACAAGUUUCAAGAUCGCAAGGUCUACCACGGUUUUUCAAGUUAAACUGUUUAUUGGAUUUAUCGGAUAGUAUAAGGAUGUCUGCGCAGUUGAUCGGACUGUUUAGUUAUUAAUUUUUUUUUUGUUUCGAGUUGUGCACAACAUUUUCAAAUUUCAAUGUUAAAAUGAAAAUAAGUGCACGUUGCGGAAAGAAGAUGCCUCUGAUGAUGUCCCUACCAUAUACAAUCACAAUUUUUAGAAGUUAAGUUGAAGAAUUUACAUUAGUUGAAAAGGAUUAUGUGUUUCUUAGUUGAUCCCACAAUUUGGAUUUGGAUCUGUUUAUCGUUACCUAAACACAUACAUACACACAACAUACAAUGGGAAUAUGCACAGCAUAUAUAUAUAUUUAGUUACUGUUCAGAUUGAUUUACACACAUUAUAUCUUGUAAUUGCAUUGUUCAACAGAUAAGGAAAUGAAAUAAUAAUGAAUCUCUGUACCAUUA